UUGUCUUCUUUCAAAGUAAAACGGGCUAAUAAGAUUCAAGAGGCUGGAGGUGGAGCUGUGUACUAAGAAGAGCAAACAGAAUUACACGCACGGCAGCCACGAGAGCUCGUACAGAAGCCUCGGCGACAGACACAGAAUGGGUUUCCACCGCACACCUCUCCCGGUCAGGUAGGAAGAGCUCUCUGGCUCUGCAGCAGGACACGUUAUGGGGGCAGCCGGGCUGCCUCCCUGAAAUGGGAAGGCUGGCGUUGUUGUGAAUUUGGAAAGGGAGGCUGGGAAUUGCCAUCCCAAAUAUUUUUUUUUUUUCCUUCCUGGUCAAGUUGCACCAGGAAGAUCUUGCAUACCAUAGCAGGUAGAUCACAGCAGCAGGUAAACAUGGAGGAGCACAAGGUGGACAAGGAGAAGACCUCCAAGGAGAAGAGCCAAGGGUCCCGGAAGCUCUUCAGGAGCAGGUCCCUGAGAUCCGUGGGGAACUUUAUGCAAAGGAUACUGCGGACUUUAAGCAGUUUGUCCCACCUGGGAGAUGGCGACAGGUGCACCUUGGAUUUAGAAGAUGAUGAAGGGGGGUUUAAGCCGAAACUCCACCAUGGAGAGAAGAAAGGGUCCUCGCAGGAGGAUUUAAGACUCAUUCAUGGAGGUGACAGCAACAAUAACUUGGGUAAAACUCCGGUGCCAGCCAGGUGCCAGGACAGGCUGUCUUGGAGCUCAGAUGACAAGGUUCCUGGGGUCCAAGGCAUGAAGAACCAUGGAAACACCUGCUUCAUGAACGCCGUGGUGCAGUGUUUGAGUAACACGGACCUGUUGGCCGAAUUCUUGGGAAUGGGCCAGUACCGAGCGGAGCUAGAGAAAAUAAAAACCAAUGGCGAGGCGACAAGGCGAUCAGCGGACGAACCGCCUUCAGCGGCCAGGGGGGAAGUCACUGAGACCCUGGCCGUUCUGGUCAGGGGUCUCUGGACCUUGGAAUACACCCCGCACCUGUCCGUGGAGUUCAAGAACGUCGUCUCCAAGCACGGCUCGCAGUUCCGGGGGAAUUCGCAGCAGGACGCCCUGGAGUUCCUGCUCUGGUUGUUGGAUCGAGUCCACGAAGAUCUCAACUCUCCCAGCGGCCACAAAGCAAAACCGGCGGCCAAGCCUCCGCCUGGGGCUGAGCACACUCUGAUGAUCCCGUCAGCCUCGUCGCCGGCGGACGGAGGCCGGAGCUUUGUGCAGGAGCAUUUCCAGGCACAGUACAGGUCCUCGCUCACCUGCCCCCACUGCCACAAGCAGAGCGACACCUUCGACCCCUUCCUGUGCGUGUCGUUACCUAUCCCCCUGCGCCAGACCAGAGCCCUGAACGUGAUUCUCGUCUUCCAAACCAAGCAGCAGCGCUUUCUGCGAAUCGGUCUGGCCGUCCCGCUGCUGGGGACCGUGGCAUCGCUGAGGCAGAUGGUGGCAGACGAGGGCAGCAUCCCUCCAGAUCAGGUGAUUCUAGCUGAGUUGUACGCCAGUGGCUUCCAACGCUCUUUCUAUGAUGAUGAAGACUUGAAUGUAAUUGCAGAAGGUGAUCCGGUCUAUGCCUUCCAGGUCCCGUUGCCCUUACCCAAGACAGGAGGCAGCUCACGUCCCGCCGGGUACCCUCAAAACCUUCCGCCCUCUCCACGCCGCCUGGACCCAGAAGCACGGAGGCUAACAGGAGGAGGCUCCACGUCUUCCGAGUUCCUGGCUCAUGGCUCAAAAAUCCUGCUCCUUUUGUGUAACGUAGAGUCGGCGAGUCACCAGACUGAGAGUAGGUUUGGGCCACCCUUGCUGAUGAGAGAGGACAGGACAAUCUCAUGGGAUCAGUUGCAGCAAAGCAUCAUGAGAAAGAUCCAUUACCUGAUGAAGACUGACUCACAGCCUCCCAAUGGAUCAGCGCUCUUCCGUCUUCGCGUAGCGGGAGAUCCCACAAACGGCAGCUACCUCUCGCCGAAGGAUAUGCGGCCUCUCCAGCUGCCGGCAGUGGACAGGGCUCUUCAACUCAAUGGUGCAGGAGGACCACCCCAUGUUAAACUGGUCAUUGAAUGGGACCCGAGGACCAAGGAGCGGUUGUUUGGAAGUAUACAGGAGGAAGUGGUCCAGGACGCAGAGUCCGUGAGGGCCCAACAGCUCGAGCACCAGCAGCAGAGUUGUACGCUGGAUGAGUGCUUUCAGCUCUACACCAAGGAGGAGCAGUUGGCGCCUGAUGAUGCCUGGAGGUGCCCGCAUUGUAAGGUGUUGCAGCAGGGGACAGUGAAACUCAGCCUGUGGACCCUGCCGGACAUCCUGAUCAUCCACCUCAAGAGGUUCCGCCAGGUCGGAGGCCGGAGGAACAAACUGUCCACGUUGGUCAGGUUCCCACUCACUGGCAUGGAUAUGGGACCCCAUGUUGUCAAAAGAGGCCAAGGGCAGAAGGGCACGUUGGGACCAUGGUCCUCUCGAAAGCCGUCACUGAGCCAGCUGGGAGUCCUGUAUGACCUGUACGCCGUGUGCAAUCACCAUGGCAGUCUGCAGGGAGGGCACUAUACAGCAUACUGCAGGAACUCGCUGGACACUCGCUGGUACAGUUACGACGACAGUAAUGUGGAGCAACUCCAGGAGGACGAGGUGUGUACCAGAGGAGCUUACAUCCUAUUCUACCAAAAAAGAAACACAAUCCCCGCCUGGUCUGCGAGCAGCUCGGUCCGAGGCUCCACCAGCUCCUCUAUGUCAGACCACUGGGUCCUGAGACUGAACGGAAGUAAGAGAGAAAGCUUGGUCUCCCGCGCCACCAACUGCAUCGCUCUGCCGCAAAUUCCGGAUUCCCCUGUCUUCGUCGAUAAAGAGGCGCACCCAGAAAAAGGAGCCCCUGGUUCAAAGCCAUUUGCGCGUGGUGUAAAAGGACGCAGUGCAAGUAUGAAGGUGUCGUCUGCCACAAAACUCAAGUUGAGUAUCAGUAAAGCGAUGCCUUUACGUUGGUCGUUUGGAUCGAAGGACAAGGCAAAGCGUGAGACGGGAGAACUAGUAGAGUAUUUGGAAUCGGGAAGACGACCUAAGUAUACCAACGAAUCCAUUGUCCCACGGAUGGCUAACACUAGCAAAGGCGACAAGGGAGCUGGAGGACCUCAGACCAAGCCAAGUCAUUCCAAAGUCCAAGGUGCUAGUGCCUCAGUGAAUUCUGUAGGAAGUCACCCUGGGCCACUAACAUCUUCAUCAAAAGUGGACAACAUCAGAGGUAGGCAGAAAGAGAAGGUUAACCAACAGGUAAAUGUGUUGAGUACGAUGCACCCGGCAAGAAAAGAUGGGUCAGUGCAAUCAAAAACUAGAGACAAAAAGUCAACUGGAGAUCUUCCAUCUGGAGCAAACCUGUCAACGGCUGAUAAUGUUCAACACAACAAACCGCCAUCAGGGAAAAGGGAAGAAAAUAACCAAAAAUCUGUUCCCAAAGAUGUAGACAAUACUCGGGCAAAAACAUCUGGGUCAGAGGGACAGCAAGAAGGAAAGUCGAUGAAAUCGCAGUCAAGCUUUGUGAAGAAGGACUCCAGGAAACUCAAUGGACCUGAAAACCCCCAAAUUUCAGAGCUUCCUAGUGGUUUGUCCAGGACUUCUUUACCCAAAAGGAUUCAGGAUGAUGGGAGGACUAAUGGUAUCCUGUCACAUCAUCACAAAGAGGACCAUGUCACAGGCAAGUCCAAAACGGAUAUCAGACGAGCGCAGAGCUCCUCCAAUGUCCAGAGUAAGGCAGACUGGACUCUGAAGAGGUCGAUUUCUCUGUAUAAAAACGGCACUGUUUCCUCGCAGUCUUCCAGACAGGGCGCCCCAGAGAAGGUUUCGUCCAGCCCGGUGCAAAGGAUGACAUACCAAACAUCUUCUUUGGGCAGGAAAAAAACAGUGCCUGAGUCCAGCUUCUAGAGCAUGUCAACAAAGAGGGACCAAAGCUCUCCAUGACCUGAUGGUUUCGUUCCAUGCGCUUGUCUGGAGUUUAAAUCUCCAAAAAAAAUAUAAUUAACCGGGUUCUAGAUUUGCUCCACUAGAACCCCUUGAGAUACCCACAAGACGUUCUCCUACAUGAAGAACAGAGGGUUUUUGCUGGUUCUCGCUUUAAAUAAACACAUGUAUACAGAUGUACUCUUUUGAUACAAAGAACUAAGGGAUGAUUCUAGAUCGUCUGCUUUAUCCCCAGGCCGUAGCUGGCUUCUUUAGAAGUCUAGCGAU
This is a messenger RNA of Spea bombifrons (plains spadefoot toad), 4188 nucleotides long. RefSeq names its product ubiquitin specific peptidase 43 (gene USP43). The coding region runs from base 376 to 3885 and encodes 1169 amino acids. The record is from RefSeq and is a predicted model, not a curated record. The transcript is spliced from 15 exons. NCBI's taxonomy places the organism in Eukaryota, Metazoa, Chordata, Amphibia, Anura, Pelobatidae. Gene Ontology annotation, molecular function: cysteine-type deubiquitinase activity. Gene Ontology annotation, biological process: protein deubiquitination.